AUGACAAGGCAAGAUGCUCAAAGCUUCCAGUACACGUGCAAGGAGGUUGACUCUGGAGCCGAAGUUGAAACACGGACAUAUAACUCGUGCCAACGCAUCCAGUCUCUUGCAUUCGCACAUCCUCUCUCCCCCCACUCGACCUCGACCUCCCACUCCGCUCACUCCAACAUGGACACGGCCGGAGUGUCUGCUACGCUUCGCGCCGAGCAGCAAGCGCGCCAGGCAGCGCGCGAGGCGCGCGCUUCGUACUAUGCGCACCCGCUCCUCCACCUGCACACUUACAUCGGCGAGGAUUCCACCUCGGACUCGUCCAACGAACACCUGCCGCCCCUCGUCUCGCCGACCGCCGCGCCGCUCAACGCUCCUUUCUCCGCAGAGGCCCCAGCGGCGCCGGUGGCGGGCUCGUCAACGGGAGUUCAGGCUGAAGGCCCGCCCGUUCCCCCCAAGACAGCCGACGCGCUCCUUCAGCACCGCCCGCCCGCGACCGAAGUCGAGGCAGAGGAGCCCAACAAGGCCAUCUUUCCUCGCCCUGGCCCGACUGCAGAGGCGAUCGAGGCUGCUCGGAAGGACCCCAAAGCUGCUGCUACUGGCCCGAACGGCGCGCCAGCAAAGGCCGAGCCCCACUGGAGCACGUUGGCUGCUAUGCAGCCUCACCUUCAGCUGAUGUGCGGUCCUUUGCUGUCCUACUACACGAUUCUCGAUGGCGUCUGGUACGGCGCGGCCAUGGUCGUCACAGCCGACAACGGAAGCCAGUUCGAGCCCACUCCCCUGCUGCACCUCCGCUUCAACCGGUACGCUGGUGUGGACCAGACGGGGCCCGAGGUUCUGCCUCCCGCGACGAUCCCUUCCCAAAGGAUCUACACCUACAACGACCCCAAGCAAGGGCCGUGCUCGUUCUGGCGAUUCAUGCUGCAUAUCCCCGUUCAGCACGCCGAAACCGUGGUCAAGUACAGCCUGAACCGAGGUGCCGAGCUCGCGUUUGUGGUGCCGGCGCUCGGUCAGAACCUGCGCUGGACGGCACACAGUUGUAACGGCUUCUCGUCUGGUAUCAACCCCGAUGACUUCAAGGGCGACUGGGACUCGGGCUAUGAUCCACUGUGGGAGGACAUGCUGGAGAAGCACCACCUCCAGCCCUACCAUUGCAUGGUGGGCGGCGGUGAUCAGAUCUACUGCGAUGCCCUGACGUUGGAGCCUGAGAUGCAGUCGUGGAUCAAUGCUCCCGAUCGCAAGGCCAAGCUCUCGCAUCCUCUGACGGAUGACUUCAAAGCUGCUCUGGACCGUUUCCUGUUCAACCACUACGCUCUGCAUUUCCGCCGCGGCGCAUUUGGGCGCGCCAACUCGACCAUUCCAAUGGUCAACAUGCUGGACGACCACGACCUUAUUGAUGGCUUUGGCACGUACGAUGACGAGACGAUGGCAUCGCCCGUCUUCUCAUACAUCGGAAGCCGCGGAUACUUUUGGUUCCUGCUGUUCCAGCUGUUUACAGUGGACGAAGUCGACGGCGUCGAUCACGAGUACCCGUCGCACCCCAUCAAGAGCAUGGUUAUCGGUGCCCACGGCCCGUGGAUUCCGUUCCACAACCACUCGCUCUCCGUGUACCUCGGCCCCAAGGUCCACAUGAUUGCACUCGACUGCCGUGCGGAGCGCAAGCUGAACCAGAUUGUCUCCCCCGAGACGUAUUCCAUCAUCUUCGACAUCAUCGACCGUCUUCCCCCGAACGUCGAGCAGCUCGUCAUGCUCCUCGGUGUGCCAAUCGCGUACCCGCGCAUGUCGUUCCUCGAGCACUUCCUCGGCGCCAAGUACAACCCGGUCAACAUCCUGGCCCGCCACAAUGCCCUGGGCUUGGGCGGCAUGGUGAACAAGUUCAACCAGGCCUCGGAGCUCCUCGAUGACCUCAACGACCAUUGGUGUGCCAACGUCCACAAGAAGGAGCGCAACUGGCUCGUGCUCGAGAUGCAGCGCAUCGCCCAGACUCAGAAGCUGCGCAUCACCUUCCUCUCCGGCGACGUGCACCUCGCCGCGGUUGGAUGCCUCUUCACAUACAAGGCCAAGCUCGACCCCGAGGUUGACCACAGGUACAUGCUCAACGUUGUCUCGAGCGCCAUUGUCAACACGCCGCCGCCCGCAGGCGCGGCUGCGAUGGUUUCGAUUCUGUCCGGACACAAGCACCGCACCUUGCAUAAGCAGCGCACCGACGAGAAGAUGCUGCCAGUGUUCGACAAGGACACGGAUGGCAAGGCGCAGCGCAAGCCGUUCGUGCUCCCACGGCGAAACUACGCCUCGAUCGAGUACCUUCCGUCUGGUGAUCUCGUCUUUGACAUCCGUGUCGAGAAGCACAAGGGCUCGGGAGACACCGUCUCGUACCCAGUCAAGGCGCCACCUCCCCGCUGGGAGGCGCGCGCAUACACUGCCCCAUCUGUCGCCCCGUCUGUCGGUGCACCCUCUGUCCAGAACGGCGGUGCUAACUAGGAUGGGGGGCAGGAGGAGCGACAAGAGCACAAAACACGACGAUGGCUGUCCGCCAUUUGUUGUAGUAUGAUGAUUCGCAGAGAGUGAUAUAUCACGCGUUGGACGAUACCCAUGAGAUACCCCGAGCC
Vanrija pseudolonga is the source of this 2597-nucleotide messenger RNA. RefSeq lists its product with no specific name. The transcript is spliced from 14 exons. Lineage: Eukaryota; Fungi; Basidiomycota; Tremellomycetes; Trichosporonales; Trichosporonaceae. Bases 1 to 2469 code for a protein of 822 amino acids. Gene Ontology annotation, cellular component: membrane. The record is from RefSeq and is a predicted model, not a curated record.